Talaromyces stipitatus ATCC 10500 is the source of this 1581-nucleotide messenger RNA. RefSeq names its product cytochrome P450, putative. The record is from RefSeq and is a predicted model, not a curated record. NCBI's taxonomy places the organism in Eukaryota, Fungi, Ascomycota, Eurotiomycetes, Eurotiales, Trichocomaceae. The transcript has 2 exons. Bases 1 to 1581 code for a protein of 526 amino acids. Gene Ontology annotation, molecular function: monooxygenase activity; heme binding; iron ion binding.
AUGAUUCGCCUCAGCUUUAUCUUGUUGCUACUCGCCGUAGCCGUGAUCCUAAUACAGAAGAGAAAAAAGCAAGACUCACAAGAGCCGCCCUUUAUAUCAUCGACAGUGCCGUAUGUCGGCCAUGCCCUGGGGCUUCUACGAUAUGGGGCCUCUUACUUCAUCUUCCUACGGUCAGUAUCCUGGUAUAUUCGCACCAACCUUAAUAGUAACAGUCACAGAUCACAAGUUCGGUAUCCCAUAUACACAAUCAACCUCUUAUCCCAGAAAUCCUACAUAAUCAACGAUCCCGAACUUAUCAGUCUAGUUCAACGCGAGCGCAAACUCAUAUCGCACAAUGGCCCCUUCGUCGAGACUGUGUUUAAGAGGAUGCUUGGCAACAAUGACGAGAGCAUGGGUAUCAUAAUGUCAAAUAUGGAUGGACAUGGACAGGCGCCCUCCUAUCGACGAGACAUGAAGGCCGCAGAGCAUGAGGCUCUCGCGCCUGGUCGGGCCGUGUCACAGAUUUAUGAAGAUAGCUUGGAUGAGAUUGUCAAGAUCUUUCGCGAUCUCACUUUGGCGGGUUCCCAAAGUGUAGAUCUCAUGGAGUGGCUGAAAAAGGUCUAUACUUUGUCAACUGCUACUGCUCUAUAUGGCCCGCAAAACCCGUUUACGGUAUCGAGGGACUUAGUAGAGGCGUUCUGGGACUAUGACUCUGGUCUCAAAAUGCUUGUGCUUGAUAUAUUGCCUGCCGUCACAGUACCCGCCGCUUUGAAAGGCCGCGAAAGGCUCGUACGUGAGCUCGAGAAAUUUCUAAAAAUGAACCUGGCUGAGGGAGCCAGAUACGCUGAGAUAGUACGGAAAAGGCUAGGUGUCAAUAAUCAACAUGCCUUGUCCGACGACGGCAAAGCGCGCUCAGAGCUUGGGCUGCUCUCCGGCCUCCUGAUUAACACUGUCCCCGUGACGUUCUGGAUGCUGGCCUACAUUCUUUGUUCACAGUCACUGUACUCUACAAUUAUGUCCGAGCUCACGGCGGCGAUCGAGAAGCGCAAGGAUGCAGAUGGUCAGAUUGCCUACGUCGACGUGACAACUAUCAAGCAAAGAUGCCCCAUCCUCGUCGCAACAUACCGAGAAGUCCUCCGCGUAAGUGGCUCCGCAACAGCCACUUUGCUCGUCAAGGAAGACACAUUUCUCGAUGAGCGGUACUUGCUCAAGAAGAACGCCAUAAUCCAAAUCCCUGCCAACUCAAUACACGCCGAUCCUGAAGUCUGGGGUCCCGAUGCCGCGGAUUUCAAACCAGAGCGCUUUGACGAGUCAUGUAAGCCUACCAGGAAGCAGCACCCUUCUGCAUUCCGUACCUUUGGCGGUGGUGCAAGUUGGUGUCCUGGGCGACACCUGGCCAUGGAUGAGGUUAUUACGUUUACUGCGUGUAUGCUUUACACCUUUACUAUUACACCAGUUGGCUCUUCAACUGGCUUCAAGCUUCCCCGGAAGAAUGUUAGAAAUUUAGGGUCGAUUAUGAACCCGAUCGGUGCAUUCAAUGUUGUUUUAAACUGUCGGGAGGGGCUAGAGGGCGUAAGGUGGACAUUCGGAGUAAGGGACUAG